AUGGAGCAACUCUCUCUCCAGCGGUUCUCCGACAUCGUGGGCAGUGUCAACGGCAUAUGCGAGCUCUACGACCCCACCGCUCCUCCCCCCGCCAAGCCCCUUCUGAACGGCCAGGCUGCUGUGACACUUUUUGUCUACACACCACCAGCUCAUCUGCUCAUCCAGACACCAUUACCUGACCUUGGCAACCUCUGCGCGCGCACGCAUCACAAGUCACACCCUGUACAACACGUGCACGCCCGCAGAGGCGCAGCUCUGAGAUCUACACCCCCAACAAUUACACCGCUUCAACGCCUCUACCUCGCACAGCCUGACCGCCGAGCCCCCUUCAAGGUCGUGACGGCCAACGUUCACAAUUGGCGUAGUAAUGACGUGAAGCAAGCGGCAACUUCUCGCAUAUUGAAGGCAGCUCUUCCGCACGUCUUCAUUGUCUCAGAGACGGCCCAACGACCAAACGAAGGCCUGCCGACUCUGCCGUCAGUUGGCAACUGGGGUGCUAAGAGGACGUACCCGGAUCCCUUCACAAGUCUCGCCGUGGCGGCAGGCGUUGCGAUCUUCGUGCAGGAGAAACUGCGGCCACACGCUCGCCAGGUGGAUGUCGCAUCCGUGACCAACUCGCAAUGGCGACCGCAUCUGGGCUGUAGACCUGACAUUGCCCGACGAGGCCAAGCGCCCUAA
Messenger RNA from Trichosporon asahii var. asahii CBS 2479, 678 nucleotides. RefSeq lists its product as uncharacterized. The record is from RefSeq and is a predicted model, not a curated record. The transcript is spliced from 2 exons. NCBI's taxonomy places the organism in Eukaryota, Fungi, Basidiomycota, Tremellomycetes, Trichosporonales, Trichosporonaceae. The coding region runs from base 1 to 678 and encodes 225 amino acids.